Molecule: messenger RNA, 1633 nt
Organism: Ceratotherium simum simum (southern white rhinoceros)
Lineage: Eukaryota; Metazoa; Chordata; Mammalia; Perissodactyla; Rhinocerotidae
Gene: PPIL6
Product: peptidylprolyl isomerase like 6
Biological process (GO): protein peptidyl-prolyl isomerization
Cellular component (GO): cytoplasm
Molecular function (GO): peptidyl-prolyl cis-trans isomerase activity
Source: RefSeq, a predicted model, not a curated record
GUUUGUGCUCCGACUAGUCCCCGAGCGCCGCCAUGGCGAGCCCGCAGCAGGGUGGGCCGAGGUCGGUCCCGUGCCGCCCGCAGUCGCCGCCCGAGCAGCCGCUGCAGGUGAAGGUGGUGGGGCUCUUCAAAAGCUCCAGCUUUCAGAUUGCGAAGAGCGCAGCUGAGAGUCUGAAGAGUAAUUAUCCAUCCAAAUUUGAAGAUCCUGUAAUAGUUCCUCUUCAAGAAUUUGCAUGGAAUCAAUAUGUACAGGAGAAAAAAAGGGAACUCAGGAAUGAAAUCUGGGAAUAUUCUUCCUACGUGAUGUGUUUUGUUAAUGAUCAGCUCCUGGGCGAUGCACUUGAUCUUCAGAAAUGGGCCCACAAGGUGUGGGAUAUAGUUGAUUUCAAGCCCCAGGCACUUUAUGAGGCACUUACUAUGGAUUAUUCUGCUAAAUUCUUAAGAGACACCAAGCAUGAUUUUGUGUUCUUGGACAUUUCUAUUGAUUUUUAUCCAAUUGGAAGAUUGAUUUUUGAGCUCUACUGUGAUGUAUGUCCCAAAACAUGUAAAAAUUUCCAGGUCUUGUGCACAGGAAAAGCAGGAUAUUCUCAAAGUGGCAUCAGGCUACAUUAUGCAGGUUCAAUCUUUCAUCGAGUGGUACGGAAUGGCUGGAUACAAGGCGGAGAUAUAGCAGCUGGAAAAGGAGAUGGUGGAGAGUCGAUUUAUGGACCAACAUUUGAAGAUGAAAACUUUACAGUUCCUCAUAAUAAAAGGGGCAUUCUUGGAAUGGUCAACAAAGGCCGUCACAGCAAUGGGUCACAAUUCUACAUCACACUACAGCCAACUCCCUAUCUAGAUAGAAAAUAUGUGGCUUUUGGACAAUUGAUUGAAGGAACAGAAGUUCUUCAACAACUGGAAUUGGUUCCAACAGAGAAUGAAAGACCAACACAACAAUGUAUAAUUAUUGACAGCGGAGAUCUUUAUAGCUGAUUUUCAUAUGAAUAUUUUCUGACAAUUUAUUAUUAUGUAUCUGAUCAGCUGUUUCUAGAUUUAAUUAAACAGUGCUUGAUAAAAUUUAGUUUGAAAACUGGCAGAUGCUGUAGGCUGGCUCACCCAACACCCAAUCCCUCCCCAUUUUCCUUUCUUGCCUCUGCCAUAGAGACUAUGAAAGCGAAAUACUCAGUUUCCCAGCCUCUUUUGCAGCCAGGAGUGACCAUGGGAUACCAUUCUGGCCAAUGAGACAGGAGCAGAAUGCCAGUGGUCCUGCCCCUUCCCCUUCAUCCAGUCUUGAAUGCAGAGAGGCUGGAGCCCUGAAGGAAAGGCCAAGAGAACUGCAGAGAUGGCAGCCCCAACUCUUGAGCUGCAGAACCAAUACUGGCAACCACCCAUCUCUGGACUUCUUACUGUAUGAGGCAAAUAGACCCCUGUUGUUUAUGUUACUGUUAGUUGAGUAUUUUGUUACUUGUAGCCAAAACUAUUCUUAAUUUAGCAGCAGUACCUAAUGGCCUUUGAAUCCUAAAACAUUUGUAAUAGAAUUAUGUUGCUGUUUGUAACUACAUCUCUGCCAUGAGAAAGUUGGUAAAUAACCAAAUAGGAGAGAAGCAACAGAAAAAAAUAAGUCAUUGUAAUAUUUCAUUGUUUAUAUGUAGCAUUCA